AUGCGUCCCGAUGACAUAAACCCGAGGACUGGGCUGGUGGUGGCCCUGGUCAGUGUUUUCCUGGUCUUUGGCUUCAUGUUCACUGUCUCUGGCAUGAAGGGGGAAACUCUGGGGAACAUCCCUCUGUUGGCCAUCGGGCCAGCCAUCUGCCUUCCAGGCAUCGCAGCCAUUGCUCUGGCCAGGAAAACCGAAGGAUGUACCAAGUGGCCAGAGAAUGAGCUACUCUGGGUCCGCAAGUUACCCUGUUUCCGGAAGCCCAAGGACAAGGAAGUGGUAGAACUACUGAGGACCCCCUCAGACCUGGAGUCCGGCAAGGGGAGCUCAGAUGAACUGGCUAAGAAGGCAGGCCUCAGAGGAAAGACGCUCCCACAGGGGCCAGGUGAGGUGCCUAUGGCCAGCUCCAUUACCACUCCCACCCCCACAGAGGAAGGAGAAUGCCAGAGUUUAGUCCAGAGUGGGCGUCAGGAGGAGACGUCCAGAUACCUGGAUGGCUACUGCCCCUCGGGCAGUUCCCUCGCCUACAGUGCCUUGGACGUCAAGGGCUCAACCUGGGACAGAGCUGACCGCCCCGAGCCCGAGGAUAGCAUCUUCUUUGUGCCCCAGGACAGUAUCAUCGUUUGCUCCUACAAGCAGAACAGCCCUUAUGACAGAUACUGUUGCUACAUCAAUCAGAGCCAAGGCAGGUGGGACCACGAGACAAUAGUCUAA
This is a messenger RNA of Peromyscus eremicus (cactus mouse), 708 nucleotides long. It is a transcript of the gene Tmem215, whose product is annotated as transmembrane protein 215. The record is from RefSeq and is a predicted model, not a curated record. The transcript has a single exon. NCBI's taxonomy places the organism in Eukaryota, Metazoa, Chordata, Mammalia, Rodentia, Cricetidae. The coding region runs from base 1 to 708 and encodes 235 amino acids.